CACGCUUGCACAAGCAUCCAAAGCUCGCAGGCCCUGUCCCUCCAACCUCACCAUCCUCUUCAAGAUGACAUAGGGUGCAAAGCCCAAGGAUUCUCGCCCCAGACCGUCUAGCAGAAGUUUGCCCAGACCAGGGAUACAUUCUCUAUGGAUCUUGAUAAACCCGAACGUACAGGCUUGUUUGCCUUGUUGUUUUGUUCCCAGUGGAUGAUAAGAGAAGGCGCAUGGAACAUCGCCAUGAACAGCCUCCUCCAAGGUCCAAACACACGCAAGGAGGCAAACGCAAACAACGUCAAGAUAGCCACAAGCCUCGUUUGCGCCGCAGCCGCAGCCCCAGCCGCCAUCGCUACAAUACUCCCGCCCCUCGCAGCCAAAGCCACAGCCGCCAUCACCACAAGACCCCUGCCCCCCGCAGCCGAUGAUGCACCCGCAGCCGCCAUCACAGGACUCCUGUCCCUCGCAGCCAGAGCCGCAGGCACAGUCGUCAUCGCCGUUUAACCCCCACAUCUUGCAACUACAGCCGCAGCCGUGGGCACGGCCGGCAGAAAACGAAUCAAGACACAGAUAAGAGAGAGAGGGAGAAGGACCAGAGAGGGAAGAGCAGAGGUGGUGAUUGCGAACGAUAGGAGGACCAGGUCAGA
Colletotrichum navitas is the source of this 638-nucleotide messenger RNA. RefSeq lists its product as uncharacterized. The transcript is spliced from 2 exons. The record is from RefSeq and is a predicted model, not a curated record. Bases 145 to 495 code for a protein of 116 amino acids. Lineage: Eukaryota; Fungi; Ascomycota; Sordariomycetes; Glomerellales; Glomerellaceae.